Messenger RNA from Melanotaenia boesemani (Boeseman's rainbowfish), 3113 nucleotides. RefSeq names its product protein eva-1 homolog A (gene eva1aa). The record is from RefSeq and is a predicted model, not a curated record. NCBI's taxonomy places the organism in Eukaryota, Metazoa, Chordata, Actinopteri, Atheriniformes, Melanotaeniidae. Bases 173 to 1642 code for a protein of 489 amino acids. Gene Ontology annotation, molecular function: carbohydrate binding. The transcript has 8 exons.
CACGGCAGCAGUCCACAGGAACCUCGAUGCCAGUCUCACAGCAGCUCUGUGGGAGGAUGAGGGAAGACUAUAGCGACAUGGGACCUCACAUCUCCUGAAUCUGAAACUCGGUGCUGUAGCUGUUAUUGGACUUUCUAAUGAUUCGGAGGAAAUCAAAAAGUUGGCUUCAAGGAUGUUCUUCUUAGAUGGGACUCUCUCAGCCGUCAGUUUUGCGCUUCUAUUCGGAAUAACGUGUCUAAUCGUCCAAAGCGACAUCACCAAGGGCUCCUCGGAAUUUUCAGGAUACCUGUCCAAAGUGUUAAAGAACUACAGUGAGCAAGCCUGUGACGGAGACAUCCUGUCUAUUCGCUGUCCACCACGAACCACCAUCACCGUUCAGUCAGCUUUCUACGGAAGAAGAGGUGCCUCUGACCCCCAACAGUGCCCCCGGACCUACCAGGCCCUCCUAGGUCCUAAUCACAUUCAAGAGGAUGAUCGACAUUGUUCGGUGUCCACUGCACUACAGAAAAUGCUGGACGAGUGCCAAGACAGAAGGAGCUGUCAAGUCCUUGUCAACAGCCGCGUGUUUGGGAUGGACCAGUGUCCUGGCAGCAGUAAAUACCUCAUUGUCUGGUACAAAUGCAGACCUAAUGAGUAUAAGAGUAAGGUGGUCUGUCAGGAGGAGAGGAUGAGGCUGAGCUGCAAGGGGGGUAAGCAGAUUGCCGUUUAUUCCGCCAUGUUUGGACGAACUCAGCAAGGCACGCUGGAGUGUCCCCCUAACUACAGGAGGACCUCAGUAGAAUGCCAGUCAUCUGUGGCCCUGCAAGUUGUCACAUCCCACUGCCAGGGAAAGAAAACCUGCCAGGUUCGAGCCUCCACCAGAGAGUUUGGAGAUCCAUGUUAUGCUGGCACCAGGAAAUACCUCAGCGUCAUCUACACUUGUGUUCCAAAGAGGUUGCUCCAGGAGCAAGACCCCAGACCACCAGUGUACCACCCACCACCCAGUGCCUAUGACCCUAACAUAGUGGGAGACAGCCCUCCUGAAGGGAACUCAUUUAAAGGUCCUACCACAGUUCCAGUAGAUAGGAUAAAGGUUCGGGAGACAAACCCCUUAAACGACAAGCCACCAGAAACUGAAGGAGAAGGAGGAACUGGAGGAGGAAGGGGAAGGGCAGGAGAAAGUCUUCUGCCACCAUCAAGCAUGAAUCCUGUAAUUAACUCCACUUCUAGUGGAAGCAUGGCCCUCAUCAGCAAUGCUCUGGCAGCCUACACUUAUAUAUCAGACCACCCAGAGAGGGCUGCGCUAUUCUUUGUCUGUGGUGUGUGUUUGGGUCUCUUCCUCACUCUCUUCGCCCUGGUGGUCCAAAUCUCCUGUCGCACCGACUGCCAACCCCGCCAGCAGUCUCCCGCCAAGAAACGACAGCGUCCCGCUGACUCGUCCUCCGACUCCAGUGACUCGGACUCAGACUGGGACACCACCUCAGACUUGUCGGCACGGAGACACAGACGCUUUGAGCGUACGCUUAACAUGAACGUGUUCACAUCAGCAGAGGAGCUGGAAAGAGCGCAGCGGCUUGAGGAAAGAGAGCGAAUCAUCCGUGAGAUCUGGAUGAACGGGCAGCCGGACAUACCAGGAACACGGAGCCUCAAUCGGUAUUACUAAGGACUGCUUAGGGACAUUAAGUAGAAGGCUUACUUAACUUGAACAGAAUUUAGGACACACUUGGGUUAGAGGGGGAAAGAGACAAAGUCGACAUGGAGCUUUAUGAGCAAGCUUCCAAAAGCAACCAUGGACUCUGAUGCGAACAGAGGAAGUUCCCCCUUCUCUGCUGUUUUGCAUGUUCCUCUGGGCAUCAUAAGCUGUACCCCCUUCAGUCAAACAAUAAACUCCCACUCUGCAUGGCAAGCUUGCCUCUUAGCUGGCUUGUACUGCCGGAAGUAAGAGGUGAAAGGCUACACUGACUUGCCGGUGACCUCAGCAUUUCAUUUGAAGUGGGGAUUUAUAGGUUUGCUGCCUUAGACAUACACAGGCCUGCAGAGACUAUACAGCAACUGAAGGACCAAGGCCUCACAGUGGUUUGUUUUAUACAGAAUGCAGGGCAGCUGGAAGAGACUGUGACACUUGGAGCUCUAUGCUCACUACCCUCCAGUAUUCAAGAGUGAACUUUAACAGAGGGGCUUUUAGUGCGCUUGACAAUGACAGAGUAAGACAAUCUUUCCACAGUGAACAGCCAUGCUGCCUUUUGAGCUUUAUAAAACCAAAAGAUUGUGUGUGUGUGUGUGUGUGUGUGUGUGUGUGUGUGUGUGUGUGUGUGUGGGUGGGUGGGUGAAAGAGAAAGAGUGAGUGUGCAGGGUGGGGGGGUUAAUCUCAACCCUCAUGAAAUUUAUUUUAUAAUAUUUAAUAGUUUAUUGAUGUUGUGUAUUUUUUGUUCUCAAUUAUGUUUUAUUAUGAGAUAUUUUUAUACUUGGCGAAGGUCAUUUGGCACCUCAGGGAUGCAAUCCUAGUGUUUCUGUGUUUGGAUGGUGUGCUCUCUUCCUAAGGAGGGAAUUGGCCAAUUUAAAUAGUUCUGUCAACAUUUAAAGAAAGGAAUUAGAAAUAUGAUAUAGCAAACCUCAAAGAGGUAUUUUUGUGAUUUAGCCUUAUUUUUGAGACAGUAAUUCACAUUGCAGUGCCUUUUCUAGCUAUAAAGUCACUGUUGUCAUAAUUGUGGCAGAUGUGUCUUGCAGUAACCGGUCAAUUUAUUUAGUAAUUGGAAAUCCUAAAUUAAUCUUGUCAAGUUUAUAUUCCCUUUUUAAACUUUGUGGCUAUGCUGAAACAGAGUUUGUGUAAAAUCUAAAUGUUUCUGUUGAAAUAUUGCACUUGCUAUCUUCUCUGAUGUAAAUUUAAAAUACCAGAAUAUGUCAAUUAUGUACUGGUGCUUUUGCAAGAAAUUAUUUUGCCGGUCCUCAAGUUAUCAAAUAUUGUGUGAACUUCAGGUCUGGUGUACACUUUUCCAUUAUUUGAAACCAAUCAGUGCUAAAAAGAUGUCUGUGGUAAUUGUUGCUCACUGCCAUCUGAAGAAGGAACCAGCACUGCAGGAAAAAAAAAAAGUGGAUAUAUAAAGUGCUUCUUUUUGAUAACAUUGCCAGUUUGA